UCUAUACUCACCUCUCUCCUAGAUGGUUUAGUAAAACUGCACACAAUUCGUCCGCUUUUUUCUCCCAAAUCACAACAACUCCUCACCGUCCUCACAGCCAUGUCCCAUCAACCGCCAAAAUAACGCACUCAAUUAAUCGGCAUUAUAUUUUUUGUCAUUCCCCUCUCCCCGUCCCACCCCACCAACCCCCCCCCAGCACAUCCCCGUAUCCGUUUUAGUUUUUUUUAUUUCCGUUUAAUAUAAUUUUUAAAUCCCGGUGUGGAUGGAAAUAAUAAGUGAACCAGUGACUGGAGUGAUAGCCUCGUUUUCAAUAGAAUUGUUGGAGCUGUUGGAAUUGUUGGAAUCAGAUGAAGUGUUCGUGGAAUAGUGGAUUAUCCAGUGGAAUUCUGUGGUGAUGCCUCUUGCGGAUACGAGACACUGAGGAUUUUACGGGAGAUGAGGGCUUGAUCGGUGUGGGGAAGUUAAUUGGCACGGGCCGACGACCGGAGUGUUGUUUUGUCCCUUUUUUUUUAUUUUUUUAUUUUUUUUUUGUUUCCUUCAGUUGUUUUUUUUCGCCCGUGGGUGUGCAAUUGUUGGCAGUCUGUGUUGUUUUCUUUUUUUUUUCGUUUUUUUUUUGUUGGGGGGGGGGUUUUGGAGACGGACAUUUUUAUCGGACGGCUCCACCUUCUGCCUUACCGACGAGAUUACGCCCGAGAUGAUAAAGAUUUUUGGUGAGACUGUUGGGAUAUUCUGGAGGGGCCACGAGGGGAUUUGAUGGUUGAGAGGGCGAAGGUAGCCGGCAGGACAGUGGUCAGCAUUUCCGCCGGGGUCACGUCAUUCGGGGAAAAAGAGGGCGGUGGAGUUGCGACGAUAACGAGGGAUAGGAUGGUUGAGGGCCACCGGGAGGACUGAACGCUUUUUUCGACGUUUUUUUUACUUUCAUUUUGGGGCUUGAGGAGAGGAUCAACAUCCCGGACCUCGCGGGAGUUAAUAUGAGCAUGACUCUUGUGCGAAAUACGUUCAAAGGGUGCAGUGAGGACGAAGGCAGCGCUGAAGUUGGUGAAGUGGGCGGUUGCGCGUCAGGUGGGGCAAAUAACGGUGAGGGUGGAUCAGCCAAACAGGACGAGCGUUGCCCACAGUGCGGCAUACUUUGCCGUAAUAUCCACGUUCUUCAACUCCAUCUUGAGGACGCCCACAAAUCCUCAUUCGUUAUUGAUAAACACGACUUAGGUGCUCAAUUUUCCCAAGUUUCCUGCAAAGUCUGCAGCAAAACAUUUGCAAACGUUUACAGACUGCAGAGGCAUAUGAUUAGCCAUGACGAGAGCGCAGUUUUGCGCAAAUUCAAGUGCCCACACUGUGAGAAGGCGUUUAAGUUUAAACAUCACUUGAAGGAACACCUUCGAAUUCACAGCGGUGAAAAGCCUUUCCAAUGUAACAACUGUGGAAAACGUUUCUCCCACUCUGGCUCGUACUCGAGCCACAUGACAUCGAAAAAGUGCCUAAUAGUAAACCUCAAGAAGUCCAGGAAUCACACAGUGCAUCCCGAUCGCCCCAAGAAGUCCUCGCCACAUCCUCUCCCACCGCCUCGUCCGCGAGAGGAGUUUCACCCACAGAACAACAAUACGUUCCUUCCAAUUCUGCCAAAGCUCUCGCCUUCGGAUUACCAGGAACUCCAGAGGGAUAAUCCAAGUAUCUACGACAUGCCAACCCUCCUCCCCCAGAUGAUGGGUCUGGGGAAUUAUUUUCUCCAGUCGUCGAUAGGAAAAUUACUGAAUCAACUGCACAAUAAGCGCCUUGACGAGAUGACUGAACAGUUCGAGUCCCACAGGGAGACACAGAGCCCCUCGACAGGAGAUUCUGAAGAAACAGAGGUCGAGGGUAAGUACUCACCGACCCCAAGUGAUCCCCAAGGUCUGGACGCAGUCCGACGUAUCCUGGAGACCGUCAAUACAUCUGUAACAAAACAGUUGCUGGAGGCGAAUGUCCGGAAGCUCUCGACAUCACCAAAGCCGAUCCGUGACCCGAUGGACCAGGAUCAGGACUCUGAGAUGUCCGGUGAGACGUCCAAUUGGCAAGACUGGCAGUCUGGUGAUCAGUACGACUCCCAGAGUGAGGGAUUGGCAGCAAAAUUGGAGGACGCGAGUCAGUCGAGUGUUGGGAAAAGCCGAACUGGCAAGAGGAAGGCUGAGGACAUGCUUGAGAGCUUCAUCGAGGCUGACUCCGACGAUGAGGAGGAUGUCAGGGCCUCUGGGGAUAGCACCAGGAGGGUGAGGGCCAGAUCCCUCAUCGACGAGGAGCAGCUUGCUGUGCUCAAAGGAUAUUACCAGAUCAAUCCACGUCCCAAGAAGGAGGAGAUCGUCAUGAUCGCCAAUUACAUAAAUUUCCCAACGAGAGUUGUUCAGGUCUGGUUCCAAAACUCGAGGGCUAGGGAUCGCAGGGAGUCCCGAAUCCCUGCACUUCUUCCUCUCUCCAGCAUUGGAAACCAUGCUGGCUUCGAGCAGCCCCUGGAUCUCUCCAAGAAGGAGGUUGUCGUCGUGGAGAAGGAGAAUAAUGUCAGAAGCACUGUGGUACCUGGAGAGGGCAAGGAGAUUAAUGGAAUCGUGGGGAAUGGAGAGGAUAUUGAGGAGGCACCUCUCGUUAUUGACGAGGAGACUAUCGACUCUGGAGAUAUUAAGAAGGAGCCAUGCCCUGGGAGUGAUCCAGUUGUCAAGCAAAGUCCAGCGAGGGGUCAUGGGAAGACCGAUCGUGAGAGGCCAGCGUCGACGGAGGCACCCGCGGUGACGGAAAGCGAGCAAGAGGGUGUUUAUGUUUGUGAUCAGUGUGACAAGACGUUCUCGAAGCACAGCUCAUUAGCUAGACACAAGUACGAACAUUCCGGACAAAGGCCAUACAAAUGUGAGGAAUGUCCCCGCGCCUUCAAGCACAAGCACCACCUGACAGAGCACAAACGCCUUCACACAGGUGAAAAGCCCUUCCAGUGCUCAAAGUGCCUCAAACGUUUCUCACACUCUGGAUCAUACAGCCAGCACAUGAACCACAGAUACUCGUACUGCAAGCCCUACAGAGAAUAAAAUACUCCGAGUU
Messenger RNA from Fopius arisanus, 3063 nucleotides. It is a transcript of the gene zfh1, whose product is annotated as Zn finger homeodomain 1. NCBI's taxonomy places the organism in Eukaryota, Metazoa, Arthropoda, Insecta, Hymenoptera, Braconidae. The record is from RefSeq and is a predicted model, not a curated record. Gene Ontology annotation, molecular function: DNA binding. The transcript has 6 exons. The coding region runs from base 972 to 3050 and encodes 692 amino acids.